Pistacia vera is the source of this 1104-nucleotide messenger RNA. RefSeq lists its product as uncharacterized. The coding region runs from base 1 to 1104 and encodes 367 amino acids. The record is from RefSeq and is a predicted model, not a curated record. Lineage: Eukaryota; Viridiplantae; Streptophyta; Magnoliopsida; Sapindales; Anacardiaceae. The transcript is spliced from 3 exons.
AUGGUUGGCAAGUAUUUGUCGGCUUCUUAUGACAUUUCUGCUACGAGCAAUUCUGCUCGUAGUUGUAAUCAUCUUCAAGGCCAAUCUGAUCCCAAAAUUUAUUAUCAAACUUUAAGCAGCUCCUCUUCAGCUAAACAGACUCCACUUUCAUUUAAUCCUUCUGUAUCAUCUUCUAAACCAUAUUCAUCAUUCUCUUCCACAACAUAUUCUUCAAAACCACUUUCUUCGACGCCAAAAGCCUCUUCAUCUUCAGCACAAUCGUCAUCAUUCUCUAAACCUCCAUCAUCUUCUCACAAGCCGUCUCUGUUUUCAACUGGAGCUCCUCCAUCUUCAUCUAAUCCAUAUUCGUCAUUCUCUAAUUCCACAUCACAUUCUUCUGAACCACUUUCUUCUGUGAAGGUGAGUUCUUCCCCAAGUUGCAAUGAUCUGCUACGCCAACCUGAUCCAACCAUAUUUAACUACUACGAAGAUUACCCAAAUUUAUCAAUCAGUAACUCAACUGCGAAAGAGCCUAAUGCUGCAUCUCUUCAAUCAAAUCUGAGAAGGGCUCCCGAAGUCUCUCAAUCUUCAGCUAAACAUUCAUCAACUUCUUCUAAUUCAUUAUCUUCAGCUCCAAAAGCCCCCAAGUCUGUUUCACAAUCAUUACCAUUUCCUAAACCUGCAAUACCCUCUCCCUCUAUAGCAUCUUCAUCAUCCUCUUUUGGGAAGUCUAUACGUUCUGAUCAACCUCUAUUAUCACAAUCAUCUUCCCGGCAGGCUCCUCCACCCUCUAAGCCAACUCUCUCUGCACUCCCCAUUCAUCCAACAAAUCAGCAUACUCAAGCUAACUAUACAGUGAUUCAAAAGGCCACAUCACCAAUUUAUAUGAUUCCCAAGGACAUUGAAAAUUUGAUCAACAAAGAUAUUGUGCCUGACGUUCUGAAGAAGCCAUUGUCUCCAACAGCCUAUAAGGAUUACUUCGCUGCCCUGCUAUAUGCCGAGGAUUUCUACAUUGAGAAGUGGAGCGAGUUUAAGUUGUUCAGCGUAACAUUGAAGUUGCAUAAAGCAACAACAUAUAACAAGCCACCCAAAAAUGAGAACUUGAAAGGGAAUUGUAGCCUUUGA